UUCUGUUCUCUGUCGUUCACCUGCCAUUGAGUUUGCACAGCUGCCUCUGAGCUACAUUGGUGGCAGCCUUGCUGUGGGUGGGGCUGGGUGCCUAUUGAGCUGCAUGCCCACGGUGCCCUAGCCAGGUAACAGCUUCUUGGAGUUCAAGUUAUCAAGAGAUCCAGUCUGGACGGCCUGCUCCACCAUGGGGCUCUUGCCGACUGAGACAGACAGAAAUCUAGCUCCUAAACCCAAGGAGGCCGGCAUACUGCUGGCUAAGCAGGGAGCUGCCCACCAACUGGCUGUAGGGUGGCAUCCCUCGGAAGGGGCUGUAAGGCACCUGUGGCUGGAAGGAGGAGCCCAAACCAAGCCCAGGGAAGAUUGAAGGACAGCAGGAUCCUGAGGGAGCACGUGCUGAGCUUUCAGAGGUUCACACACAGUAAUAUCUUUGACAUCACUUCUCCAGAAGAUGAUGUACUCAUAAAUCUCCUCCCUAGGUGGGUGGCAGGCCUAUCUGUGGGAUGGUCUUCAGUACCAAAGGACCUCACUUUGGCGAGUACCACAGUGGCAUUGUCCCAGUCGAUGGUGUAGAGGAUGCCCUCAUAGUGGAUCUGCGCCUUGAAGAUGAUGCUGAUCUUGCUGCCCAGGUUCAGGGUGCCCGAGGAGCUGCUCAUGGCAGUGGUCUCCUGGCCCGGCCCGGCCCGCUCACCUUUGCGUGGUGGCCUCAUCACCCUCUCUUCGCGGCUUCAGUGCUGCCUUACUGCCACCCGAGGGCCUGCCUGGGGACCAGGGGGCCUCUUUUAGUGCUUGACAUUGUUCUUUCUCAUGGAGUCACGUAGCUGAGCUUGGGUUGGGGCAAUUAUCUAGGCGUAUAACCAGAUAACAUUGGAACACAAGUUCAAGGGAAAUGACAAAUCAGUCUUAACGUUUUUCCUUCCUGUGCUUUUCUCAUUAGGGUCUAGAGGGGUCUUCAUCCUUAUUGAAUAUGACCUUUUGAGAAAUUUAGUUUCCAUCUUUCCCAAUAGAAUCAUUCUUCUUAGGGAAUUAAAUUUGCUUCAAGUUUCUGUCUCUUCUGCUCAGUUUAAAAGAUGAGGCCAGGGCCCUGUGGGUGUUUUGUUAUUGAUAUCUGCUAUUUUUUACUCUCAGCUCUGUCGUUAAAUUGUAUUAUGGUAGGCGGCAUCUCCUAGGCCCAGUCUUUUAACAUAAUUUGCCUUAAGAUGUGUUGUUUGCCUAGGAACACGCAGUAUCUAUGUUCCAAGCUUAGCAUCACUGGGGACCAGACUUGACUUGCAAACAGAACCAGGCACUGAGGCCUAUGGUAGCCAUCCAGAUAACAGGACUGAAUGUUGCUGGUCAGAAUUCUCCUCCUUAUACAUUCUGUGUGGCCUUGGCAAGUUCCUGAAUUCCUCUGGCUCUAAGAUUGCUCUUUGAUCUUUACAUUCCUUGCUAGCCCUCUGCUUUGUUAGUACAGUUUCCAAACUCAGUUUUGUGGUCAGUUAAUCUUUGUGUUGGGGUUGGGCAUUCUCUCAUCGAAUAAAUUUAGAAAAUGCUUCUUACUUUAUUUUUCUCUCAAAGAGUUACAAGGCACACAUGCUUAUCAAGGUCUCUGAGAAGCUCCCUGUUGAACAAUGCUUAAUGAAGCAUUUCUCCAAUAUAGGUGAAUAUGUAAUUUUUUAUUGAUUAAUUUUGGUUUCCUGGGAAGACUUCCGAAGAGCAUCUUUUGGGAAAGAUUUCUGCUGCAGCUUCCUCAGGUGACUGAGUUAUGUAAGGUAAAGAACACACAGCAGUGUCUCUGAUUGUAGAAUGACAAUGUAAGUGUACCAUUGCUUUUUAAUUGGAAGACAGUUGUGUAAACAGUUUUUAAGCAAUAGGUGUCUGCAUUCUGAUUAACUGCCAGAGUAUCUCUGGUUCAGCUAACAGAAGUCAAAUUUGGAGGCCCACAAGCAGGAAGGAACUACUUUAUUGUCUAACUCAUCAAAAAGUCAAAGUUUCCGUGUUGAAUCAUGUCCCACCCCCUCUCGGGGCUGUCCUGCCUUAUAAAAGGCAGGGAACCCAGGCAAGUAGCUAGAAUCCUGUUUUAGCCUCAGAAAAGUGCUACAACACUACACAUGGCUUCUUCUCCUCCCUUUCAUUUAAAAUCAGUUAGGGAUUAUAAUAUGAGAUUUCAAAGACAUAGGAAAAACUAGCUUCCAUUAGAAUUGAAAUGAAAACUAAUGAGAAAAAAAAUGCAACUAUAAAAGACUUCUGUUCUAUCCUUAUGGUAACAAUCCUGAGACACUAACACAAAAAGCAUUAGGGCUAAACUCUGAAAUCAGUCGUGAGCAUGUUGGGCAUUAGGUGUAAUCAGAAGAUUUCAAUAAAUGCAACUGGCCUUUGGCAGCAGCUAACAUACAACAGCUCUGCAAAUGCCAAGCAUUUUAUCAACGAGUGGUCCAGUUGUGAUCUUUUGCCUGGCGCCUGGUGCUUUGGCCAAGUCAGGCGGAUGUUAUCAGGGAUACAGAGUUCCAGGCAGUGGCCUGGACUCAAGAAAGGGAGGGUGGGGUGACCCCAGAGUAUGGCCCAAAGCCAUUUCAAAACAAAUCAAAAAACCCACCUAGACGGAGAAGAAAGUAAGCUGAGAAUGUUCAAUUAAUCAAGCUUUAUAUUUAAACAAUGUGAUCAUGUAGUCUUUCCUUUUCAUUGGGUAAAUUAUGUGCCUUAUGUUAAAUUACUAUUUCAGAAUGGCUGCUGGAGUUUGUGUCUCUUGCAGGAAUCAAACGAUCUGCUCUCACGUUUAAAACAGUUAUGCUAGUUUCCUUCUGCGUCUUAGCCUAUAAAUGCAUCUGAAGCUGGGGAUAUUUGUCCUAAGUAUCUUUUCCCAUUUAAACAGUCUUCAUAACAUUUCUAAUUUGCAAAAGCCUUGGUGUUCAAAAAUAACUGGGAGAAAAAUUGGACUGUGGGUGGGGGGUAAUCCAGCCCUGCAUCAGGGCAUUACUGACUACUAAAGGAAAAAAAGGCCUCUUUCCUGAACCUUACCGGAUGGGGCCAUUGUUUUCAUACAGCCUUUAGCUAAUACAAAAGGACUCAAAGUCCAUGACUGGCCUCAGACCAGCAUUUUGUCUGGGAACAACAUCCAAAGCCAUGAUGAACAACCAGGCUGAUAGUAAAAUGAGCCUCCCCAAGUUGGAGUAUUUUUGUUAAAUCCUAGUACAAAAAAAAAAAAGUACUAAAAGCCCAUCUGGUGAGAUGAUAAUUCAUUAAGUGAAAAGAGGAGGCAGAAGGCUUGGGAAAAUCGAUCCUUUUCUUUCUUUGUCUCCUGUGUUUGAGUUAUUGUGCAAUCACAGAGAUAUAAAUCUGGAUUCAGAGCAGCGGAAAACCCAUGGAACGUUCCGGGCAUGUUUUAAUAGUGUCUUUGCAACAAGGAUGGUGUUCUGCAGCUGUGAUGUCAGUGAACUGAUGUGCUGUUUGGAGUGGUCUUUAGAAUUAGCACAGGAGACAGAGUGGGGAGGGUCAGGAGAUGAGGACUGUGUGCUGGAGGAAGGAGCUAGACUCCAGGAAACUCCUCAUUCUUCCUGAGCUUCUGUGACACACCCUCGGGGUGGCACACCCUCCCUGGAGUCCAGCUCAGCCCGCAGACUCAUGGAAGGAGAACCAGGGCCCAGGCCUCCCCUUUGAGGAGUGGAUGCUGCACUUCUGUGUGUCAGCCACCUCGGGAAGGAAAGCUGAAGCCUUAGAGCUUUGUGCACGUGACCUCGGAACCCAUUGAGCUCAUGGACCCUCAUCACAUCCUCGAAGACCACCGAGUGGCCCACCCUCAGGACCCUCACCACCCAUCAGAGAAGCCCGUCAUUCACUGCCAUAAAUGUGGAGAGCCGUGCAAAGGGGAAGUGCUUCGGGUCCAGACCAAGCAUUUCCACAUCAAAUGUUUCACCUGCAAAGUGUGCGGCUGUGACCUGGCCCAAGGGGGCUUCUUCAUAAAGAACGGGGAGUAUCUCUGCACCCUGGACUACCAGAGGAUGUAUGGCACACGAUGCCAUGGCUGCGGGGAGUUUGUGGAAGGAGAGGUGGUGACCGCCCUGGGCAAGACCUACCAUCCCAACUGCUUUGCCUGCACGAUCUGCAAGCGCCCGUUUCCACCCGGAGACCGAGUCACGUUCAAUGGGAGAGACUGCCUUUGCCAGCUCUGCGCACAGCCGAUGUCUUCCAGCCCUAAAGAAGCCUCCUGCUCUGGCAAUUGCGCUGGCUGCGGACGAGACAUCAAGAAUGGACAGGCCCUGCUGGCGCUGGAAAAGCAGUGGCACUUGGGUUGCUUUAAGUGCAAGUCCUGCGGAAAAGUCCUCACCGGCGAGUACAUCAGCAAGGAUGGUGCUCCAUAUUGUGAAAAGGACUACCAGGGGCUCUUCGGGGUAAAAUGUGAAGCCUGCCACCAGUUCAUCACAGGGAAAGUCCUGGAGGCGGGUGACAAACAUUACCACCCGAGUUGUGCACGAUGCAGCAGAUGCAACCAGAUGUUCACAGAAGGAGAGGAAAUGUAUCUGCAAGGUUCUACCGUUUGGCAUCCCGACUGUAAGCAAUCAACCAAGACUGAGGAAAAGCUGCGGCCCCCAAACAUCCGUCGAUCUCCGUCUGAUUUCUUUUAUCCCAAAAGUCUGAUUCGACGCACAGGACGGUCCCCGUGUCUGCAGCCUACCAGGACUUCCUCUGAAAGCAUUUACUCUCGACCAGGCUCCAGCAUCCCUGGCUCCCCGGGUCAUACUAUCUAUGCAAAAGUGGACAAUGAAAUCCUGGAUUACAAGGAUUUAGCAGCCAUUCCCAAAGUCAAGGCAAUUUAUGACAUUGAACGUCCAGAUCUUAUUACCUAUGAGCCUUUCUACUCUUCGGGCUAUGAUGACAAGCAGGAGAGGCAGAGCCUGGGAGAGUCUCCAAGGACUCUGUCUCCUACUCCAUCAGCGGAAGGGUACCAGGAUGGGCGGGACCGGAUGAUCCGCCGGUCCACAAGCCAGGGCUCCAUCAGCUCCCCGGUGUACAGCCGUCACAGCUACACUCCAACCACAUCCCGCUCUCCUCAGCAUUUUCACAGACCCGAGCUGCUGUCUCCUGGUGUGCAGAGGUCCUUCCUGCGCACCAGCAGCCUCAGCUCCGCCCACAGCGACUCCCGCCCCAACUCCCCAUUCCGACACCACUUCCUUCCCCAUGUGAAAGGCAAUGAGCCGUCCAGCGGCCGGAACUCCCCUCUCCCUUACCGGCCAGACAGCCGCCCUCUCACUCCAACUUACGCUCAGGCCCCUAAACAUUUCCAUGUUCCAGAUCAAGGGAUCAACAUUUACCGAAAACCACCCAUCUACAAACAGCAUGAUGCAGCUGCCUUGGCAGCCCAGAGCAAAUCUUCGGAAGACAUCAUCAAGUUUUCCAAGUUCCCAGCAGCCCAGGCUCCAGACCCCAGCGAGAUUCCAAAGAUUGAGACGGACCACUGGCCUGGUCCCCCCUCACUUGCUGCCGUAGGAGCUGACACCAGACGCAGAUCUAGUGGCCGAGAGGAAGAGGAUGAAGAGCUUCUGAGACGCCGGCAGCUUCAAGAGGAGCAGUUAAUGAAGCUCAACUCGGGCCUUGGCCAGUUGAUCCUGAAAGAAGAGAUGGAGAAGGAGAGGGAGAGCCGGGAGAGGGCCUCCCUGGCCGCCAGUCGCUAUGAUUCCCCCAUCAACUCAGCUUCACAUGUUCUAUCGUCCAAAACCGCAUCUCUCCCUGGCUAUGGAAGAAAUGGGCUUCACCGGCCCGUUUCUACAGACUUCGCUCAGUACAACAGCUACGGGGACGUCAGCGGGGGAGCGCGAGACUACCAGACCCUCCCAGAUGGCCACAUGCCUGGAAUGAGGAUGGACCGGGGGGUUUCCAUGCCCAACAUGUUGGAACCAAAGAUAUUCCCAUAUGAAAUGCUGAUGGUGACCAACAGGGGGCGCAACAAAAUCCUAAGAGAUGUGGACAGAACCAGGCUGGAGCGCCACUUAGCCCCAGAAGUGUUUCGGGAAAUCUUUGGAAUGUCCAUCCAGGAGUUUGACAAGUUACCUCUUUGGAGACGCAACGACAUGAAGAAAAAAGCAAAACUCUUCUGAGUCCCACACGUAGACAGCCAUUAGGAGAAGGCCUGACCACGGCGGGGACACAUAGGAUGUUGAAUUAAGGCCCAAACUUGAUUGGAGCAUUUGCAAACUAUAGUCCCUCAGCAACAGCCGAAAGGGAAAAAUCUGAUUAAAACACCCAUGAGCCAAAUAUGGGGCCAGCCCAUGGCCACACUCGCCCAGAAGCAGUGGGGUAGAAAUGUCUGUGUUUCCACGCUCGACAUUAGCGUUCACCUGUGACCUUUUUCCAUCACCUUGUGUCCACAACAGGAGCUACUUCUUUCAUUUUCUUUCAACUGUUAUCCAACAGUAGUGCGUCUGUAUGAAUAAGAGCCAGCAAGUGCCCUUAAGAUGCCGCAUGGGCAAGCAGUUGUAAUAAUUCCAAAGUAUGAAUAUAUUUAUCUUGUAGCGCCUUGGCUGAGAAGCAAGAGCCCGGGGACAGGUCCACGUGGCAGCAGCCUUUGCCUCUUUCCUCACUGGCCUCCUGCAGUGCUGCCUGGUCCUCCGCGGGAUGGACAGCAGGGUCAGGCUCCCCAGGAGCUCUGUUUCAGUAGCCACCAAAGGCAUUUUUAACAAGCUCCUUAUUCCCUACUGUUUGCUAGGACCCAACUUGGCAAGUUACUUAGCUGUUGCUAAAAAAAAAAAAAAAAAAAUUAAGAGGAAAAAGGAAUGGAUGAAAAUUCUCCUUGAACCCUUUUCUACUUCAGGAAGUAUGUUCCUCCCCACCAAGGACAAGAGCUGUCUCAGCCCCCAGCCCUCCACUCUCACAAAGAAAGGAAAGGGAAAGAUUGUCUCCUGAUUGGCCCAGUUGGAUACUGUUAGAUGAGUUUGGUCCAAAGGCCAUAGCCCUCUUGACCAAAAAAAAAAAAUUCUGUGUCUUCCCAAUGCAAGUUUCCCAGCCCAGCUUCCUCUUCUUUCUAUCCAGCAUCCUAUAUAUCACACCAAGCCCUCGAUGAUUUUGAGUUCUUUAAGGUCUUUUCAGUAGUAGGCCAAGGAAAGGCAUGUUUUUCUCUUUGAAAGCUCUGAAACUCAAGGGCGACGGCCCCCAACUGAUUUAGUUUGGUCUUUUCAGCUUUCUUGCCUAGCUCUGUUGACUUCCUGAUACGUGUGUGUGUGUAUGUGUGUGUUCGUGUUUUCACUCACCCAUGACAGUUGGGGGAGUCUGCAUGUGCUUUUAAAUUUCACUCCUGCUUGAAGGUUUGUCCUACUCAGCUGCAGUUUCUAGGGGACAUUUGCACAGGUGCAUGUGACUCAAAGGUCAAGAGUGAGGCUAACUGCAUCCUGGUCAUCAGGUCCCUCAUGGAAAGAUGCUGGUGGUUAGAAGCCAACAUAUUCCAUGACAGAUGUAGCUCAAGUCAGCAUCAGACUGAAGACCGAAGCUUUGGAUCAGGCUGGGAGGAGACAACAGCAGAACAUCCCACCAGAGUCCUCAAACUCAGCAACACAAGAUUCACAUUGGGGCCAAGGAUUACACCCAAACUUGCAUUUAAGACGCCACCAUGGUUCCUGAAAGCCUCUGGCUGAGACUUGAAGGUGAUGUCAGAUACACGUAGGAGGUUGUCACAUUUAUUUGCAUGCUUUGGAGAGCUGUUUAAGAAUUUAAACUCUUAUUUAAAGCCAAAGGAGAAAGCAUAGGAGGUUGUCACAUAAAUCCUCAUGCUUUGAGGGCUCUGUUUCAGAAUUUGUAAACUCGAUUUUAAAGCCAAAGGAGAGAACCUGUAUAUGCCACUAAUUAUAAAAGCUUAGAAGUUCUUCCUGCUGGCGCCAAAUAUUAGAAUGAGUUAGUAGCUGAUACCAGUGGCAAAAAGCAAGAAUAUUCUUUCUGACCUUGUGCUGAAGAGCUAACUUGUGACACACUCUAGAGACUGGGUGUCUUAAUGAACAUGACAGUUGCUUAAUUAUUGCAUUCUGGGCUCUUCCUGACCUUUGCUAGACACUGAAUGUUUAAGGACUGUGUGUGUGUGUGAACAUGUGCUGGACCUACUAAUGUAUUUAGCAAAUGGUUCUGAUGAGGUUGAUGUGAGGAAACCAGCUCCUCCUUGGACUGAAGGCAGACCACGGCUCCUUCAGUUCUGUCCCUUCAUCUGUUUGGUUUGUUGCCUUUUGCUUCAUUCAGUACAUCCACUGGCCCAUCUUCUCUCUAACCUCUCCUGCAUGGGCAGCCCUCAGCACCUGUGUGUCCUGAUCCUCGCUUCACUUUGGCAAAGUAUGAGUGGGGAGACCACAGUGUAGGCCCAGUGUUUCCCUGCCUUGACCAAAGACACAGAUGGCCGAAUGGAUCCCAGGGCUCAGCUGGAGGAGAGAGAUUUUCAUGGUGGAGAUAAGAAGGGCCCUCAGUGUUUUUCACUGGCAAAUGAGUUAAAACCCACAUACUUGCAGAUCAAAUGUCAGUGGAAGAAAAACCCCAAUGAUAGUUAAAGAACUGAGCCCUAAGUUUGCCCCCACUAAUGAAACUUUACUUUUCUUCUUACUUUUGAAUUCAGUUCAGCAUCCUCCUUGGGUAAGGGGAAUGCUUCUUUCCAUAUCAAAUGUAUUAGCUAAUUUAAACUAUACCAUGCAAAAAACUGCCUUGCCAGAAAUGCCAAUGGCUUCCUGUCUGUAAGCAGAGAAGUGCUGCUUUCUGAAGUGGGGGCUCCCCAGCCCCGCUCCCCAGCAGAAAGCUCCAGGCAGAGUGAUGGGUCACAGCACAACCGGGUUCUCCCAACUGCCGAAUCAAAUCAAAUCAAGGGGCUACAACAUCCUAUCUGUUUCGUUGAACUGAGCUCAGCAUGCUUGUCCCCAGAACGUCCAGGUCACUGCACAGGAAAUCAGUGUUCUCUGCCUGAAUCCCGCCCUGCAUAAAAAAUUCCAGUUCUUAACACUGUCAAAUUAAUGAGAAUUGUUUACUCUAGGAAAAGGAAGUAUAUGCAUGGCAAGCUUCCCUAGUACAUACAGAAAGGGCUACAUUUUUGAGCAUUGGACUGACUAGUGAUUCUUGAAGCAUAGGCUGAUUGCAUGAAGAGGCCUCUAUAGUUACAUGAAAGUCAGCGCUUCCUUUAGAGUUUCUUCCAGAAAAGCCAGGUUACCAUUUAGUCUUUGGGUGUGAUUUAUGUCGAGACACAAAGAGCAUUUGGAAAUUUGUCCAUCUUGCUGGGCAUCUAUCUCUUGGUUUGGGUUCAUUACUAAAUGUUCUUAAUGUGACUUCUUUAAUCACUAAAGAGAAACUGCCUGUUCUCAGAAACCUUGAACAGAAAAGCUAGCGUCAGUGGGUAAUAAGGUGCAAAGAAAAAAAAAACUUCUCCCUGUCGAGUCCUCAGUCUCCCCUCUUCUUCCAGUUCUGUUGUGUCCAAGCUGAGUUUCCUCUUCCAGGGUGAGGCUAGAACUAUGCCUUUUUCAACUUCCAUCCCCUCCAUCUGUGAUGUCAAUCAGCUCCACUGGGAAAAGUCUUGCUGGAAAUGUUUCUUAAACUUUCACCUAAUUUCUUUACACUUUAAAGCAAACACCUUUUUCUAAAGAACUGCUUCUCAGAUGAUUAUAUAAAAUAUAUAUGCUUUUGCAAGUUUAAAAAUUCAAAUUCACUUUUGACUAGAUAGGUCUUUCUAAAAACUCUUUAAGGCAAACUUGGUGUUAGCGUUCUCCUGUGUGUUGAGGGGCAGGGGACCCUCCUGUCUGUAGGCUCCCAGAGCCUUCUUUCUGACCGCCGGGAAAGACGGUGGAAGGAAGAUGAACUUUGUGCCAUCAGCCCUUCUGUGUCCUCUGCAGGAAGCUCAGUUUUUACAAAUCAUCUUGUCUGUAUUUCCAGUCACUGUUUAAUCUGUACUUCCUAGGCCAGACUUGAUUUUAUCUGACUUAUUAAGAUUAUUUCCCUUUGAUAAAACAAGUGUUUGUCAGGAUGCCCUAAAACUCACUCAUUAGUACUCCCUUUUGAAGUACGUUCUAUAAAAAAAAAAAACACCAGAUUAUUUCAGGCUUGAGAUUUGCAAUGACACCUUAUAGUGCUGACGUGCAUUAAGGGCACUACCCAAUUAUGCUUUUUUUUUUUUAAAGGAUAAUUGCUUUUCAGAAUUUUGUGGUUUUCUGUCAUACAUCAACAAGAACUAGCCAUAGGUACAACCAUGUCUCCUCCCUCCCGGAUACCCCUCCCAAUUAUGUUUUAAUGAAAGAAAGAGAAACUUUGGUAUUAAAAAAAAAAAAAAUCACUUUCUGUUUGCUGCCAAGAAGCAGUGGGGAGAUGGUGACUGACACACUUUGCAUGUGAAUCUUUGUGUUUUUCAUUUGGGACAAGUUUCAUUUAUGACAGACUCGAAAGGGGGAAGUGGUCGGUUUAAGCUGGAAAGCUCUCUAAACAAUCUGCUUGUACACAGCAAAAUUAAAGCCAAUCUUUUCUGAUGCUUAGUGUAAUGGAGUGGCAAUUGCUCUCAUUAAAUAAAAUUCUUCCCCAAAGAGUCUCUCCCAAGCCCUGAGUCGCUCUCCGAGCCCCUUUGGCAAAGGUAGAGGAGAAGCCCGCAUCCACUAACAUUCAGAAAGGCAGGGAGCUACUUAGUGAUCGUAUACGUGUAUGUUUCUUUACUCUACAGAAGAGGAGUGUCCAAGGGGUUGGUGUUCGUUUGGGAUGUUCUGUACAGACCUGUCCAGUAAUAAAUGUGUGGUUUCUGUGAGUUGCCGACAAUCCUGCAUUGAAGCUUUUGCAGUUCUUUCAUUUUGAAGUUGGGUUUAAUGGAGUUUUUUUUCAAGUGUUGGAAGGCAUACUGUUCUUCCUGCCUCCCCUCCCCUUCCAGAAAUAUGAAAGCAAAUAUUUGGAAGAACUGCUGUUUAAAAGAUGUAUCGUGUCCCCCGUGAAAGUGUGUGGGUGUCUGUCGGUGUCCUGAGUGCCGCGCGCCAGUGCGCAGAGGCGGGGGUGGCCCUGGGCCCGAGCUGCUAUGCUUGUGAUGCUGACCUGCUCCGCGCUCCUGUUGAAAUCAGCACCUGCCUCCCCUGCCGCUGUCUGGCCUCACUGUUAUCCUCACAACUCAGUGAAUAAAGUGUGUGCUUUAUUCGUAA
Molecule: messenger RNA, 11093 nt
Organism: Bubalus bubalis (water buffalo)
Lineage: Eukaryota; Metazoa; Chordata; Mammalia; Artiodactyla; Bovidae
Gene: ABLIM1
Product: actin binding LIM protein 1
Exons: 25
Coding region: 3729-6068 (779 amino acids)
Biological process (GO): lamellipodium assembly; cilium assembly; cytoskeleton organization
Cellular component (GO): actin cytoskeleton; stress fiber
Molecular function (GO): actin filament binding
Source: RefSeq, a predicted model, not a curated record